Messenger RNA from Prinia subflava (tawny-flanked prinia), 2231 nucleotides. RefSeq names its product PR/SET domain 8 (gene PRDM8). Gene Ontology annotation, molecular function: protein binding. The record is from RefSeq and is a predicted model, not a curated record. The transcript is spliced from 4 exons. Gene Ontology annotation, biological process: regulation of DNA-templated transcription; oligodendrocyte development. NCBI's taxonomy places the organism in Eukaryota, Metazoa, Chordata, Aves, Passeriformes, Cisticolidae. The coding region runs from base 148 to 1980 and encodes 610 amino acids. Gene Ontology annotation, cellular component: nucleus.
CACCGGGUCCGUCUGCACCGCGCGACUCCCGCGCCGCCGCCCGCACGGCCCGGCCCGGCAUGGAGCGGCGCUGAGAGCCCGAGGCAGCCAGCCCGAAGCCGCCUUUGUGCCACUGUCGGGGCGAGGAUUAUCCUCACCGUCCCUGGGAUGGAGGACGCCGGCGUCCAGCGGGGAAUAUGGGACGGCGAUGCCAAGACGGUCCAGCAGUGCUUGACUGACAUUUUUACCAGCGUUUACACCACCUGCGACAUCCCGGAAAAUGCCAUUUUCGGCCCCUGCGUCCUGAGCCACACGUCCCUGUAUGACAGCAUCGCCUUUAUCGCCCUCAAGUCCACCGACAAGCGCACCGUUCCCUACAUAUUCCGGGUGGACACGUCGGCGGCCAACGGCUCGUCGGAAGGGCUGAUGUGGCUGCGGCUGGUGCAGUCGGCGAGGGAACGGGAGGAGCAGAACCUGGAGGCCUACAUCAAGAGCGGGCAGCUCUUUUAUCGCUCCCUACGCCGCAUCGCCAAGGACGAGGAGCUGCUGGUGUGGUACGGGAAGGAGCUCACCGAGCUGCUGCUGCUCGGCCCGGCACGGACCCCCGCCCGCACCAACGGCUCGCCGCCCUUCGCCUGCCCUGAGUGCAGCCAGCGCUUCCAGUUCGAACUGCCCUUCGCCGCACACCUCCGGUUCCGCUGCCCCAAGAGGCUACACGGCCCCGACACCGGCCCCGCCGCCGAGGCCGCAGGCGUCAAGGACGGCGCUGGCAAGGAGCAGGAGCCCGGCAAGUUCGGGAAGCCCAGCGGGCCGCCGCACCAUCCCUUCCCUGGGCCUGAUGGUGGCCCUGCCGCCAGCACCAAGCCCUCCACAGACUUUCACAACCUGGCGAGGGAGCUGGAGAACUCCCGCGGCGGGCUCGCCGGGUCCCCGGGGCGGCCGGUGCCUUCCGAGGGUGGCCCUGAGGCGGCGGCCGGGAAGGCGAAGCGGCGCUUCCCUGAGGAGGAAGAGCGCGGGCCCAGCACGGCACGGGGCCGCUUCCCGGCGGAGCGGCCGGGGCUGCCGGCGGCGCCCAAGGAGGAGCCGGGCUGCGCCCCACAGCAGCAGUACCGUGCCGCCGGCUCCUACUGCGGGCUCGAGGAAGGCGGACGCCUCUUCGCGCCCCCCAGCCCAGAAACCGGAGAGGCCAAGCGCAGCGCAUUCGUGGAGGUGAAGAAGGCGGCCCGUGGCCCCGAACCCGAUGGCGGCCCCGAAGACGGCCCAGAGCGCAGCUCCCCGGGCGCAGGCGGCGCGGAACAUGGCCUGUGCCCCCGCGGCGGUGCGGGGGGAUCCCUGGCCGCCCGCCUGGACGGUGGCAGCCCGGCGCGGGGCAGCGCCUUCAGCACGGUGCCGCAGCUCGGGGCCGGCCCCGGGGGAGCCGGCGGCGGCGGGGCCGAGGAGCGAAAAAGCGCCUUCUCGCAGCCCGCCCGCUCCUUUCCGCACGUCCCGCCGCUGGUGCUGGGUCCCAAGCUGGGCGGCUUGGGCGAGCCCUGCCCCGACGGGGCCGCCGCCCCCGCCCGCCUGUACGCCGCCGAGGCGCUGGCCGCCAAGCUGCCGGGCGGCGCGGAGGCGGCGGGCGGUGGCGGCGGCGGCGGGGGGGGGCUGCCCAAGCAAAGCCCCUUCCUCUACACCACGGCCUUCUGGCCCAAGAGCUCGGCGGCGGCGGCGGUGGCGGCGGCGGCGGCGGGGCCGCUGCAGCUGCAGCUGCCGUCGGCGCUGACGCUGCUGCCGCCGUCGUUCACCUCGCUGUGCCUGCCGGCUCAGAACUGGUGCGCCAAGUGCAACGCGUCCUUCCGCAUGACCUCGGACCUGGUCUACCAUAUGCGCUCCCACCACAAGAAGGAAUAUGCGCUGGAGCCCCUCGUCAAGCGCCGCCGCGAGGAGAAGCUCAAGUGCCCCAUCUGCAACGAGUCCUUCCGCGAGCGCCACCACCUCUCCCGCCACAUGACCUCCCACAACUAGCGGGGAUACCGCCCCCGGCCCCGGGAACCCGCUCGGAAUCCCACGCGGGGAACUCCCACGCCGUCCGCCUCUUCCACCCUUCCCGUUCGAUGCACGCGUUUCCACUGUCCGGGAAGGGGCGGGGAGGGCAGCGGGUGAGGAGAAAGAGGUUGAAGAAGAAGAAGCAGAAUAAUGAAGGUAAAAGUGGAAAAAAAAAUUUAAAAAAAAAUUAAAAAAAAAAAGGCAAGCAUCGGGAAAAAGAAAAAAUCAAA